CGCUCAUUUGGUUCAGUUGCGCGGUUUGCCCAAACGAACAGCUUGAGUAGUGUAAAAUAGCACAUGCAUGUCACUAUUCUGUGUUGUUUUAUAUUACGCUUAUACAUCCGUGUUUAGAAGAGUUAUUUUUCACACCCAGCCCAACACAGACUACUACUGCAACACCGAAUCUCGAGCUUGAAAUUCAGCGCGUGGAGUUCUGAAACGCCUGACUCCUUUGUGUAAGACCCUUGCGUCACGAGUGACGUAUACGGAAAUAUAAACAAUAACAACUGAGCUUCUGAGGAAACAGAAACCUAAGCUAAAUUAUUAUGACAGUAUUGGGGUAUUAUUGCACUUAAAUUGAGGUAACUAUGUGUACAUUGGUGGUCAGAUCAUAAUAAUUACAUGAAUAACAAUGACAAUAAAUACAUUUUGAAAUCUCGCCAAACAGGCACAAAAUAAUAAUAAUAAUAAUCGGUGUAAAGUUGCAUCGUCGUUCGAUAUUCGAUAGUAAAGAUAGGUCCGAAUUUUACUAUAUAGAAUAGAGCAGCUCGUUCAUGUAUCUAGCUUAUAAUAUGCUAUGUUUAGACACCAGUGUUAAAGAUGCCAGUUGAUACCGUUUUAUAUUGGAUAUACAUUGCGUGAGCACCGCGAUCCUAAAACAAUAGCACAUUUUGGUCCAGCUCUUUGGUACAAAAGCCUGUCUGGGUCCAGCCGUCUGCUGCUGUUUAUGCCUUUGCCACAGAUGCAUUGCUCCGUAACUGACAAGUGUGUUCAGCAUGUUCAGCAAAUGUGUCCCAAAAACAAUGAUGAGGAAUCAUGCGAGGAGGAGAUGGACACAACUGAGCCUAACUGGCAUUGGUUUUACCUGGCUGAAUGUGGAGUGUGGCACAUGUUUGAGAUUGAUCCCAGUGCAGGAUGCUCGGUGACCAGCGAACAGAUUGAAGCAAAUUACAACAGGAAUCAGCAUGGUUCCAUGGAUUUCUAUACACCUAAAUAUAGCUACAGAUUAGACUUUUCAGUUAUGAAGCAAAUCAAUGUCACAACUGGAAAACAGAGACCAAUAAAAAGGGCUCUACAUUCUGCCACUGGAUUUAGAUUUAUCUGUGAUAACCUGGCUCUGCCAGUCCCUUGUCACUGGGAAAGAGUUAACACAGAUGAGCCAUACCAGCUCAUCCCUCUGUGCAGAGACACAUUUGAAUACAAAGAGGUGGCCAGGCUGUAUGAGAGGACAAUGUCUCAACCUAUAAAAUCCAUUCAGAGGAUACAGAACCUGGAUCUGUGGGAGUUUUUCUGCAGGAAAAAGGCCCAGCUGAGAAAGAUAAAACGUAUUAUAGAUAUUGAUGAGAGGAUGCUGUUUCAUGGGACAGGUCACAGUAACCUCCAGGCUAUUUGCACAUACAACUUUGACUGGCGACUUACAGGAAGUCAUGGUGACGUCUAUGGAAAAGGAAGCUAUUUUGCUCGUGAUGCCAAAUACUCCAGUAAGUUCUGCCACUCCACCAGCAAGCAUAACUUCACGCUGCAGAGACACGGCCUGGCACCGCCCAUAUUCCAGAGUGACCCGCCGUAUAAGUGCAUGUUUCUGGCACGGGUGUUAGUAGGGGAAUACACAGUAGGUCACCCACACUUCUGUCGCCCGCCUUCCAAAGACCUGAGCAUUGCCAACUUCUUUGACAGCUGCGUGGACGAUAUGGUUAACCCGAAGAUCUUUGUAAUAUUUGACAGCAACCAGAUCUAUCCUGAGUACCUUAUCGAAUUCUACUGAUGAAGAGGCAAAGGACAAUUUGGACUAGUUAUUUAUUGAAGCCACAGGAAUGGUUGCUUCAAAUAAAAACAGCAAAGCCGUGGUUUGAAGAGCCAUGACUUCCCUGUGUGUCAGUGCCAAAGUUAAGGUGUGUACAUGCCUGUGAUGAUAAUGACUCACAUAAGACAGGAAACGUGGGGUUCAAAAACAUACUAGUGAGUCCCAGCUCCAGUUCCUGAGGGCUAGAGUCAAGCACAGUUUGCCCCUUUCUCAGCAUUAAUAUAUUCACAUUUCCUUCCCAGUUUGGUCAGGCAAAUUCCCACCCACUAGCUAACUCUCCCCUAUCACUAACCAGCUACCAACAUUGAGGGUGGGGCAAACGUGUGCUUUAUCCAAGCCAACCUCCUCAUGUUUUCACUGCUGUUCAUACUAUGUCCCAGGGCAGCAGAACACACUCAGAGGAAAGCUUUGCUGCCCUCUUCUGCAUACAUGACACCAUAGACACCCAUAGUGUCUGUGUGAUUGACAGGGGAGAGAGAGUAUGCCAUUCUUCCCACCCAGAAAGUAUGGCAAGUUUUGCUCUCUUGACUCCCGUCCAUGGAUGACUGUGGCAUCAUCGGGAUUAGUACUUGUGAUCACAGAUGAUAGGUCACAUACUUUUCUGUUGCACCACUUAAGGAGCCAUAUUCACAUUAUAUUCACGACUUACAGAAACGUUUUGUGGUGACCACUGAAAACAUAUUGUUAUGAUUGUAUAAAUAUGUCAGUGUCUACUCAUGCAAGUCAUCACUUAAUUAGUAGGAGCAGGGAAAUAAGCAAACUGCUGAGCUCUGUUCAGAACUGGAGUUGUGCACCUCUGACAUAGACUGUGAAUCAUAUUCUAUCCAUGCUCUUAUUUGGGCUGCACAAUAAUGGCUAUAAAGAUCAUUGUAGUUAUUUUGCUCAAUACUGAGGUCAGAAUAGCACUGCAUGGCACUGUAUGUGGAUGCCUGACCAUUACACCCAUAUGUGCUCCUUCCCUGAACUGUUGCCACAAAGUUAGAAGCACAAAUUGUAUAAGUUGUCUUCGUAUGUUGUAACAUUAAGAUUUCCCUUCACUGGAACUAAGAGGCCUAAACCUAUUCCAGCAUGACAAUGUCCCUGUGGACUAUGCAAGCUCUAUGAAUACAUGGUUUGCCAAGGUUGGAGCAGAACUGAAUGCCAAGCCUCCUCACCCGAUAUCAAUACCUGACCUUACUAAUGCUUUUGUGGCUGAAAAGACACAAAUCCCCACAAUCAAGUUCCAAAAUAUAAUUUGAAGCCUUCCCAGAAGAAUGGAGGUUAUUAUAACAGCAAAGGGGGGACAAACUCUGGAAUGGGAUUUUCAGCAAGCACAUAUGGGUGUGAUGGUUAGGUGUCCACAUACAUUUGGCAAUAUAGUGUAUAAUCAGAAUUACAUUAUAUUUUUAUUAUUUUAUAUCAUUAUUUCAAAUCAACACAAAUAAGUCAGAUCUACCUCCAAAACCUCAAAUGGCAACUUUUUUUACUUCCUUAAAAGGGCCCUAUCUUGUUAUCUUGUUAGCUGGUCUGAUGCAUGAUGCACAUUAUUUAAAUGAAUUCCCAUGUGGUACUGUAUGGUCAGUCCACAAAAAAGGGAACAGAAAUGGAAAGUGGAAGUGUUGGAGAUAAUAGUGAAAUAAGGAUGACAAUAGUAAGCCAAAAGGGAUAGUUUCACUUUCUCACAAUCAGAGUUUGUCAAUCAGUUUGGACCAUAAUAUUAUUAAUUAAGCUUUCUUGUUUUGCCAGCAGUUGGCCUUUUUUUUUAGUUAGGACAUACUGUAUGAAUAUUACUGUUUGUGUGGUGGUCCGGGAAAACCUGGCACUGUGGCUGAAUUCUGGAGUUGUCCAAAUUAUUAUUAUUUAUUUAAAAUAAAUUUUAUCAUACAUUGACGCCUAAAGAAACCAUAAAAUCAUGUUGUUUUACAGUUAAGAAAAAACAACAUGAAAAUCUUUUUAAUCUUGCCAAGGCUUUCUUCCCUCAAAGCUCAUAUUGGUUAAGGAGCCAAUAAAAAAUUGUGAUGGUAAAAAUAGUCAAUAUAUCUAAAACCUUGCUAGGCAAGUGUGAUUUCCUUACACAGUGAAAGUCAAGCUUUGAAUAAGUUGUUGGAUUAGUGAUUACACAUGUCCUAUCAUCAAGAAUUCUUUAUGAGAAGUAUUUACCUUUGCAGCAUUUGGCAGACGCCCUUAUCCAGAGUGACUUACAUUUUUUCAAUUAUACAACUGAGCAGUUGAGGGUUACAGACCUGGCUUAAGGGCCUAGUACUGAAUUCAGAACCUUCCAUUCAGUAGUCCAAUGUCUUAAGCACGGAUCUACCAGUGCCCUAGCCACUUUAAUAAUUCUUAACUAUACUGCUAAUUAUAUAAUUAUAAUUAUUACCACUGUAAGAAAUAUAUGUCUUAAAGUGUCACUAAUGGUUUGUUGCUUUUUAACCUACGUAGAUUAGGUUACAAAUGUAGAGGUAGGUGGCUAUUUCCUUGCGCCAGCCUGUCAUCUUAGGACAAUAUUAAAACGGGUUGACAAAAUUCCAACUGUAAUAUUAAGGCCUCAUAAAAUUUAUACUGUACUGUGCAAAAGUUUUAGGCACAUGCAAAUAAAUGCUGUAGAGCAAAGAUGCUUUCAAAAUAAUUAAAUUAAAUGUUUCUACAUAAAAAAAAAAAAUACCAUGAAGAGCAGUAACCAGUAGUAAAUUAAACAAAGUCAAUAUUUGGUGUGACAAAAAUAAUAAAAUAGUAGUCUCCGGUACAAUUAGUGUAGUUUUUUAAGGAAAUAAGUUGUAAGUUUUAUUGAGCAUCUUACAGAAACAGCCGCAGUCCUUCUGGAGACUUUGACCAUCGCACUUGCUUUUUAUUUUUGCAGCAAAACCCAGCAGCCUUCAUUGUGUUUUUUUUUUGAAAAGUGACCUCUUAUGUAAUACACUGCUUUCUUUAAUGACAUAAAAAUAUUUUACUGUAAUAUUUAAUUUUGUGCUAAAAAAAACUAAUGUUUGGGAAUCUAAUAUGUUUUUGUAAUGACUCGAUAAUGUCGAAGUCAUAAAAUAAAAAUUCUCUAACAAAGCUUGUACUAAAAAAAUAGGGCACCUAAAGCUUUUGCACAGUACUGUAUAUCUAUAAAGAUAGACAUAGUUUUCAUGGACAUAUUUAUCAUUAGUAAUAUUCUUUUUCUAUAGCUUAAAAAAACAGAAUUUUAAAUGUGAUUUUGUCCAUGUUUGGGGGUAACAUGUUUAAAAUUCCAGAACCUUACUUAUGGUUAAAUUAACGCAAGACAGAAAGAUAUUUCCUUUAAGGAACACCUAUAGUUUUUACAACUAUAUAUUGUAGAAAAAGCUCAACAUUCUUAAAAAUCAACUGAAGGGUUUUCCCAGGCUACCACACAUUUUUGAUUGUCUUGUGAGUACUAAUACUGAUGGGCUAUAUUACUUCAGAUGUAUAUCUUAAAUAUCUGAGUCAAAAUAAUAUUGGUCACAUUAAAUGAGUGCAGGCACAUAGCUGCUUUAGUUAAACUCUCCAAUAUUAUUGUCAAUUAGCUUUCACAGAGGAACCCAAAAAUCGUGACCACGAUUUAAGUAUUAUCAUUAUUAUUAUUGUGCAGCUCUGUUUUCCAUAUAAUUUUAUAUAUUUUUUGCAUUUCAUCUACCUCACCAUAAUUCUACCUCAUGCAUGCAAUUCUGCACAUUUUUGUUAACCUCAUUUAAGGAACUGUCAUACUGUUUGGCAGUAAAUGAAAUGGUGGACUUUUUCCACUGUUGAUCUGCUGUUCAAAAAUAUCUGCUCUGACUGGCACAGGAGAGCAAAGCAAACAAACCAUGUUCUUAAUCACUUUCUUUUUUUUUUCUAUUUUCAGCCUAAAAAGUGCCUCUUUCCGACCAUUUUUUGGCUGUGAAUUAUCUGUGGCAUCACAAUGUUAACUAUGUACAGUAUAUACACUAUAUGGGCAAACGUUUGUUGACACCUGACCAUCACACCCAUAUGUGGGUCUACCACAAAGAGUUUCCACAAAGUUAGAAGCAGACAAUUGCUUGUGUAACUGUCUUUGUAUGCUAUAGCAUUAGUUUCUGUUCACAGGAACUAUGUGAUCCAAACUUGUUCCAGCAUGACAGUGCCUCUCACCUGCCAUCAGUGCCAUAUCUCGGUAAUGCUCUUGUGGCUGAAUGGGCAAAUUCCCACAACCACACUCCAAAGUCUAUUGCAAGACCUUCCAAGAAGAGUGGAGAUCAUUAUAACAGUAAAAGGUACUAAAUCUGGAAUGGGAUGUCCAGCAAGCACAUGUGACUGUUCUUGGCAGGUGUCCACAAACCGUUGGUCAUAUAGUGUACUUGCUUAAUCUCAGCUAAAUUGAUUGGUUUUAUUUUACAUUAAUGAACUCAAGAAACAUUCUCUACUGAGAACCUUGACAGAAAGCAAAGACAUCAAUACAUCUUUCAAGCAGAAAAAUUGAGUCAUGAUGAAAGCACUGGCCAAAACAUUACUAAUGUUAGGAUGGGGCAAAUGAGCAGAGGUCUUUUACACAAAGUGUGUUGAACAAACUAAGAAUUAAUUAAGGUUAAUAGGUUUCAUCCAUCCAUUUUCUGUACUGCUUAUCUUACACAGGGUCACAGGGGACCUAGAGCCUAUCCCAGGGGACUUGGGGCACAAGGCAGGGUGCAAUCACACACACAUUCAUCAGACAAUUCAUACACUACAAACAAUUUGGAAAUGCCUAUCAGCCUGCAACGCAUGUCUUGGGACUGGGAAACAGUACCUGGAGGAAAUCUCUGAUGCAAACUCCACACACACAGGGCAGCAGUAGGACUCGAAUCCUCAACCCUGGAGGUGUGCGGCAACCAUGCUAACCACUAAGCAAGAAAUUAUUAUGCAGAAAUAUUUUAAACCUACAGAAUUUUAAACGUACAUUAACCAAAGCUCGGGAACAUAGCUGGUUGUGUAAAUGCAUAAGUUUAUUUUAUAGGCUCACAAUGAGAAUAAACUGAUUGAAAACUUAUAACCCAAACAUAUUUUAUGUAAUUUUAUUUAAUUGUUUAAAGUAAAUAUUAAUAUAAAAUAAAUAUCAAUCUGUGAAAAUAUAUUAGGAAUAAUUCCACCGCAUGAAAAUAUGCACUACUUGCAAAGAAACGCAAAGCAAUACGGUUUGCGGUACAGUAAGAGCGUGGCUUCGGCAUGUCAGAUUUUUAAUGUCUAGCUCAAGAAGAAUGUCUGGCUCAUCUAUAAACCAUCUAUAGUUUAUAGAUAAACUAUACCAUCUGCUGAAAAUCGAUAUCUUUCUUAUGUAUGGUCAUCUGAAAAAGCCAGGGGAUUGUGCCUGUCCCUAAAAGUGCUUUCACUUUGAAGAGCCUUAUUAUUUGUGCUCCAAGCUCCACAGGAUUCUCCACGGUGAAGCCAUCGCAACAAACACUAAAGGGUUAACUUUGAUGCAUCAGAUUUACAGUGCCCUCCACUAAUAUUGGCACCCUUGGUAAAUAUGAGCAAAGAAGGCUGUGAAAAAUUGUCUUUAUUGUUUAACCUUUUGAUAUUUUGUUUAAAAAAUUCACAAAAAAAUACUCUGCUCUCAUGGAUAUCAAACAAUUGCAAACGAACCACAAGUUUAUCAAAAAAGAUCUUUGUUAAAUAUAUGUGUCUGGCAAACUGAAGACAUUUGAGUUUGUUUUUGGCUGAGAGUAGAGGCUUUUUCUUGAAACCCUUCCAAACAACUUGUGGUGAUGUAGGUGACUUCGGAUUGUAGUUUUGGAGAUUUUCUGACCCCAAGACGCAACUAAUUUCUGCAAUUCUCCAGCUGUGAUCCUUGGAGAUUUUUUGGCCUCUCGAACCAUCCUCUUCACAGUGCAGUGAGACUAUAUAGACACACGUCCAAUUCCAACUUGAUUAAUAACAUUUCCAGUUGACUGGACCUUCUUAAUUAUUGCCCUGAUGGUGAAAUGGGCAUUUUCAAUGCUUGUGCUAGUUUCUUAUAGCCACUUCCCAUUUUGUGAAGCUCAACAACCUUUUGCCGCACAUCACAGAUAUAUUCCUUGGUCUUACCCAUUGUUAUGAAUGACUAAAGGAAUUUGGCUUAUGUGUUACCUCAUAUUUAUACCCCUGUGAAACAGGAAGUCAUGGUUGAACAAUUUCCUGUUCCUAGUUACCAGGUGUACAAAAAAAAAUUAAAAUAUCAAUGGGAAUAUACUUCAAAUAUAUUUUUUUCAUAUGAAUUCAUAGGGGUGCCAAUAACUGUGGCAUACAUACGUUAACAAAUUUAAUGAUAUUUCUUUUUUUGAUAGACCUGUGUUUUGUUUGCAAUUGUUUGAUAUCCACGAGGGCAGAGUAUUUUUGUGAAUUUUUUAAACAAAAUAUCAAAAGGUUAAACAAUAAAGACAAUUUCUCACAGCCUUUUUUGCUCAUAUUUACCAAGGGUGCCAAUAUUAGUGGAGGCCACUGUGUAUCACUUUGCUCACAGCUGAUUGGUGCAAUCUGGGUUUGCGAUUUCUUACCCAGAAUAAAACCUGCUCCAGAGCAGGUUAGCUAUGUAAUAUAAGUUACCGUGGUGAUGAAAACCAAUAAAAAUUAGUCCACCUUGAUGAGACGUUUUGAAACGUUCUUGAAACGUCUGGGUUACCCAUGUAACCCUGUUCCCUGAAAAGGGAACGAAACGCAUGAGCUAUUUAUAGGCCUGCCGUGAUUAGGUGACAUGGCAAUUAAGCGCAUCACAUGAUGUAAAAAUGACACCUGUGAACCGUGCCAUCAGGCUUAGUAUCUGAAGCGAAGAUGCAAUUCACAGGCAUGGCCCAGUAUGACAAAGCUACGCAACGUCUUGUUCCCUUCUCAGGGAACAGGGUUACAUGCGUAACCCAGACAUUCCCUUUCAAAUUUCACUUUGAAAAGGGAAAAGAGUUUACUCAAACUAAACGCAAACUCACCUUGGCAACCACCAAAACCGAUUUUGUGAAAUAGGCCUCAGGGUGUGAAGUGUCGGUUCAACCACCUACACAAAUGACAAUCAUUCCAGAAUAAUUUCUCAUUGUCUCAUGUAAUAUUUUACUACGGAAGUCAUCUCUUUCAGCAUUUUUUUGAGUGAAAACCCAUACCAGCGUAAUUUGAUGUUAAAAUUCUGAUCUGUGUGAAGGUUGGCAGGUCUGUUAAAUACUGUUUCCCAAGUCUGCUACUGAAGUCAUCAUGUAAUGCACAUUUUAGUGUUUCCCUCAUAGAAUUUUAACUGCAUGAAGAGGUUUGUUAAUGUCCUUAUCUUGUUAAUGGGCUGAUGAGUUGGGUCAUGUGUAUUAGAGAAACACACUGAAAUGUACAUUAUAGAAAAGAAUUAGAACAGAGUAGUCUAUGACCACUCUCCUUUAAGAGAUAUUCUGCUUUAAUAACCACUUAUCAAAUGGAUGGACUAGUGCUGAGCUAUUGGUAACUCAGUGGUUAAGGUUUUGUGUUAGUAACCAGAAGGAUGUGAGUUCAUAUACUAGGACUCCCAGAAAGGCUCUGCUGAGCACCUAAGCAAGACCUUUAACCCUGCUUGGUUCUGUGUUUGGAUUAACGUUGGCCUCACUUGGUAGUCACAUAAAAUAGAAAACUUGUUUUAGUGUACAUGGAGAGGUUCUUGAAUAUGGUUACACAGAUAUUACAUAAGAAAAACCGCAUGGUGUCUAUAAAAGUAAUAACUGUAUACACUGUAUAGUCUGCUACAGAAUUAUUGGCACCUUCCCUACAAAUGUGCAAAAGUAAUUGAAUAAUUAAUAACAUGCAAUUAGUACAUUUUAUUUUGACAUAUUAUUUGUUUAAACAUGAAAAGUAGUGCAUUUUGUCACACUGGUUUGAAAAUUAUGGGCACCACUCAUAUAUACACCAAUCAGCCAUAACAUUAAAACCACUGACAGGUGACGUGAUUAUCUCGGUAUAGUGGCACCUGUCAAGGGGUAGGGUUUAUGAUUACUGCAGUCAAAGAUGUUUGAUUUUGCUGCUGCUUUAAAAAAAAAAAAAUUGCAAUGCAAUUUGCAGAGUUUUUUGUGAUUUUUUUGUGGAAAACUACUCGGAUUGGCAAAAUUGCAAUUGCACAAAAUUGCAGUCUUUUGCAGUGAUGUUUGUUGGCAAAUGAGACCUUUUAGCUGUACUCAUGUUUGACGCACGUGAAUCAAAGGGGGCUUUGGCUGAAUGUACGUUGUGAUGAUGUCACAUGAUGUGUCUUGGGCCAAAUCUGUGGAAAAUCUGUGGUAAUUUUGAAAAAUUGCAAGUGAAUAUUGUGGAGUUUCCUUGAUUUUGUGUUCAUUUCUGUGAUCACGGAAUCCUGGAGGGACUGAUUAGGCAGCAAGCGAAUAGUUAGUUCUUGAAGUGGAUGUGUUGGAAGCAGGAAAAAUGGCAAAAGGAUCUGAGCGAAUUUGACAAGGGCCAAAUUGUGGUGGCUAGAUGACUGGGUGUUUUGGGGUGUUCCCAGUAUGCAGUAGUUAGUACCAACGCACAUGCUUACCUGGGGUUAGCACCAGGAUGCAUUAUGGGAAUGAGGCAAGUUGGCAGAGGUAGUGUGAUGUGGAUUGUGGAUGUUAGUUUGACACGUACCGCCUACCUAAACAUUGUUGCAGACCAAGUACACCCCUUCAUAGCAAUGGUAUUCCCUAAUUUCAGUGGCCUCUUUCAGCGGGAUAAUGCGCCCUGCCACACUGCAAAAAUUGUUCAGGAAUGGUUUGAGGAACAUGAUAAAGAGUUCAAGGUGUUGCUUUGGCCUCCAAAUUCUAUGAGAUGUGCUGGACAAAGUCUGAUCCAUCGAGGCCCCACCGCUCAACUUACAGAACUUAAAGGAUCCGCUGCUAAUGUCUUGGUACCAGAUACCACAGUGCACCUUCCGAGGUCCUUGCCUCAAAGUGUAAGAGCUGUUUUGGUGGCACAAGGUGCUGAAAGAUUUUUGUUUUUUCCUACAAUGAUGGAUGAUGGCUCAUUAGGACAUUACAGGCAACAGUGAUGUUCAGAGAAGCUGACAGCAAAGGGGGGUGGGGGUGGAUAGACUUAUAUUUGUAACUAUGUUAAAUAUUGUUUAUGGGUGUCAAUAAUUUUGCCACAAAAAGAAAUAUGUAUGAGGAUGUGAUUUUUGCUAAAGGUGAGUAGUUUUUCCAAUUCAAGGGGAUUUAAAUCAUCGUGUGUAGUUUUUCUCUUUUUAAUAAAAAGAUGCCAAUAAUUCUGGAGUUAAGUGUAUAUAUUUGUAUAAUAGUAAGAUCUAUGGUCUUAUUUCUAUGUGUGUACAUGUUACAUAUCUCAGCUGCAAAGUAUGAACUCUGACUGUAACAAUGUGUUGUUAAGGUAAUAGUUGUUAAUGAAACAAUAGCAUCUAUUACAGUGAAAUGGUUUCGGUUGGAAAACACACAGGUGAUGUCUGCAAUAAAUGUUCCCUCCCAUCAGUGA
Molecule: messenger RNA, 11128 nt
Organism: Ictalurus punctatus (channel catfish)
Lineage: Eukaryota; Metazoa; Chordata; Actinopteri; Siluriformes; Ictaluridae
Product: protein mono-ADP-ribosyltransferase PARP11
Exons: 7
Coding region: 713-1750 (345 amino acids)
Molecular function (GO): NAD+ poly-ADP-ribosyltransferase activity
Source: RefSeq, a predicted model, not a curated record